Messenger RNA from Gadus morhua (Atlantic cod), 2502 nucleotides. RefSeq names its product alpha-1,3-mannosyl-glycoprotein 4-beta-N-acetylglucosaminyltransferase C. The transcript is spliced from 3 exons. The coding region runs from base 708 to 1940 and encodes 410 amino acids. Gene Ontology annotation, biological process: protein N-linked glycosylation. Gene Ontology annotation, molecular function: acetylglucosaminyltransferase activity. The record is from RefSeq and is a predicted model, not a curated record. NCBI's taxonomy places the organism in Eukaryota, Metazoa, Chordata, Actinopteri, Gadiformes, Gadidae.
GCCCCUCGCCAAGAGUGAGGGCGCUAGUGCAUCCUGGGUAGACGGGGGGAACUACCUGCCGCUCAACGUGUCCUACCGGUUGCUGGCUGGAGUGCCCGCAAUCAAACAGCGGAGAGACCCCCCUCCAUCCCCCUCUAAGUGGACCACCACGGCCCCUCCAAAGGUGGAGAUCACCCUCACGGCAUUGCAGUUGUAUUUGGUGCAAGGGAAUACAUCCAUGGUGAGCUGGUGGGUAAAACUCUGAACGCUGAAGGUGUACGAGGUCAAGCCCCGCAGCUCCUCUGCUGUCCAAGUGGCCACCGUGCAGCGCUGCUUUGACCUUCUACCAAGGGCUGAAGGGCAACGAGGGGAAGUUGAGCUACUCAUGAAAUGGCAGCCAUUGACUCUCACUAAGUUAGCUUCAGCUUUUCAGAAAAACGGAACCAACUAUACAAUAAGAAGUAUUUUUUACUUCUCUAUCACACAGAGAGAGAGAGAGAGAGAGAGAGAGAGAGAGAGAGAGAGAGAGAGAGAGAGAGAGAGAGAGAGAGAGAGAGAGAGAGAGAGAGAGAGAGAGAGGACAACGGGAAUUUAUUGACAUGAAAUCGACAUCCGAAGAUUGGUUUGUAAUUGUUGUAAAGAAAUUGUAUUGUGUAAUUGUCGAAAAUAAAAUAGGUAAUUAGCAAUAUUUUUUCUUAGUGAAGGCUACAUCGAGAGUGAGUGCAUUCAUGUUUAACCCCCACACAAACACACACACAAAUCCAUGCCGAGCCUCUACACCUCCCGUCCUCCGCCCAGGGUUCCUUACGAUCGGUCUGGCGUCGGUGAAGAGGAAGAAGGGCAGCUACCUCCUGCCGACCCUGGCUUCCCUCUUCUCCCAGUCGUCCUCCAAAGAGAGGGCCUCCAUGGUGGUGGUGGUGCUGCUUGCUGAAUUUGACCCUGUGUGGCGAGGGGUGACGCUGGACGAGAUCAGAGCUGCCCACCCCUCCGAGUUGGACAAGGGCCAGCUUCUAGUGAUACACGUACCGCCGCAGUUCUACCCACCCCUUACAGCCCUGAAGAGGAACUACAACGACGCUCCGGAGCGAGUGUCCUUCCGCUCCAAGCAGAACGUGGACUACUCGUUCCUGAUGCACUACAGCAGCAGCCAGGCCACCUACUACCUCCAGCUGGAGGACGACGUCAUCUCCGCCCAAAGCUUUCUCUCCACCAUUCACAAGAGCAUCCUGGAGCGCCAGGCGGUCCACUGGGCCCUGCUGGAGUUCUCCAGCCUGGGCUACAUCGGGAAGCUCUACAAAGCGGCAGACCUACCCCUCCUGGCCCGCUUUCUCUUCCUGUUUUACCAGGAGAUGCCCUGCGAUUGGCUGCUCACUCACUUCCGCGAGCUGUUGGUCCAGAAGGAGCAGAUCCUUAUCAAGCCCUCCCUGUUUCAGCACAUUGGGGCCUUCUCCUCCUUCAAGGGCAACGCCAACCCGCUGAAGGACAUGUCCUUCGAAAAGGAUGUCUACUCCAACCCUGUGGCCGACGUGUACAGCGAUAUAUCCGUGUACAAGGACCACGUGCCCCGGCUGGCGUGGGAGGCAGGGGAGGGGUACUUCUGGGGGCGCACACCGGAGCUUGGAAGCUAUCUGACGGUGGUCCUCAGAGCGCCGGCCGUGGUGACCAGUGUGAGGGUGGUGACGGGCUUUGAAGGGAAGGACGUCCUACUGUUUGCUGUGGUGGAGCUGGGCCAGAACGUUGAGACCACAGUGAGGGGGGAGAAGAGCUGCAAGGACUUCCGGCCAUUGGGGAUUAUGAACAAUGGAAUGUUUGAGAAGAAGGCUCUGGAGAUGGAGUUUGGCUCCUCUACUUCCUGUUUACGGUUGCGAGUCACCGGAAAACAUAAAGAUUGGAUAGCAAUUAUGAAAAUUAGAGUCACUGUCAAGACCGAUCUGCACACCAGCCUUGUGAAUGGGAGCUGAAUUUGCUUGUUUUAUUAUUGAGCUUAUGAUACAGACUUGGAUAUAUAUUUUAUAGUUUUAUAAUGCAAUUUCCUAUGGCAUCGUUGAGAGAAUCCCACAGCCGGGUGUCUGAUGGGUGGGAUCCAAUUUAACCAUCAAUAAGCUAAGCUGUGUCCCCAACAUGGUUGAUUAAACAUUGAAUAGUUUUGUAUUGAAUCAAGUGCACAUUCCAGUUAUUGUCCGAUAUUGUUCAAAAUGCUGCCAUUGUUUAUGGCUUUCCCUGUAAACCAUGCAUGGUCAGGUUAUGUGUUUGGGGCCAGUUACUAAAUUGUUAUCUGUUUUCUCUCCAUACACUGGCCCAUAUUGUUUUCCGUUAUCAGACAGUGCCAUGGGCAUAUUGUUGAAUGCCCAUUGACUCUAAAAGUCAAGUGGAAACAAAUGGAAGAAACGGCCCAUUUUGGGUUAGAUGUUUCACAUUUUCCAUUACCCCGUUAAAACCCAAAGCGAGAAAAUGGGCCAAUGUCCCCAAAGCAGAAUGAAACUUUAAAUAUGUGAUUGAGUGGCAUUAAAUAAUAAUGAUGGA